Drosophila eugracilis is the source of this 4565-nucleotide messenger RNA. RefSeq names its product dosage compensation regulator (gene mle). Gene Ontology annotation, cellular component: intracellular anatomical structure; ribonucleoprotein complex; nucleolus. Gene Ontology annotation, biological process: regulation of mRNA processing; positive regulation of transcription by RNA polymerase II. The transcript is spliced from 6 exons. Bases 92 to 3913 code for a protein of 1273 amino acids. NCBI's taxonomy places the organism in Eukaryota, Metazoa, Arthropoda, Insecta, Diptera, Drosophilidae. The record is from RefSeq and is a predicted model, not a curated record. Gene Ontology annotation, molecular function: ATP binding; 3'-5' DNA/RNA helicase activity; 3'-5' DNA helicase activity.
AUUCUUCCCCCAAUCACACUUAUCGAUAUCGAAAAGGUAGAAAAUUGUAAUUUGAGCUUGACAGUUUCAAUUAUAAUUUAGAAGUUUGAAUAUGGAUAUAAAAUCCUUUUUGUUCGAAUAUUGCGCCAAGUCGCGUAUAGAACCAAAGUUUGACAUUCGCCAAACGGGUCCCAAGAAUCGUCAGCGCUUCCUUUGUGAAGUGCGUGUGGAUCAGAACAGCUAUAUCGGUGUCGGUAAUUCUACGAAUAAGAGGGAUGCCGAAAAGAACGCAUGUCGUGACUUUGUCAACUACCUUGUGCGCGUGGGCAAGUUAAAUGCUCAGGAUGUUCCGGCAGAUAUAGGUACUUCAGUAGGGACGACUCCCAAAACCGCCUCGCAAGGUGAGGCAGUGGCCGCGAGCGAUGGAUACCAAAAGCGAGUUUUUGGUGGGCAAUCUGGUCCGCAGGAUCUGGGCGAAGCCUACCGUCCCCUGAACCACGUAGACAAAAGCAGCGGAAGCCGGUUUAACAUAAUCGACCAUGUCCAGGAGCAGAAGGACAUGAAUGAGGCUGAGUCCAUUGAUGUCAACGCCGCUAUCCACGGCAACUGGACUAUAGAGAAUGCCAAAGAUCGUCUUAACAUGUACAAGCAAGCAAACAACAUUCGUGACGAUUACAAAUAUACCCCAGUUGGUCCGGACCAUGCCCGGAGUUUCAUGGCUGAGCUGUCGAUUUACGUGGCGGCGCUCAAGCGAAAGGUGACGGCCCGCGAGACGGGUUCCAACAAGAAGUCGGCCAGCAAAUCGUGCGCUUUGUCUCUGGUCCGCCAACUCUUCCAUUUGAAGGUGAUCGAGCCCUUCAGCGGAACCCUAAAGAAGAAGAAGGAUGAGGAGCUAAAGCCAUAUCCGGUGAACCUAGAUCCCGAGCUGAUCAACAAAAUUGAUGAGGUGAUCCAGGUGCUGGACCUUCCUGUCGUAACCCCUCGUAAUAUCAAAAUCGAGCCAGAUGGCGCUCCCAUACCUCUUAUCGUUAAUGUAAACCGUAUUGAUUUAUUGCAACAAGAAGUUGAAAAGCGUCCGGAAAGCUCAGUUAUUCCGUGGGCUCCCCCUCAACCCAACUGGAACACCUGGCAUGCCUGCAACAUUGAUGAAGGCGAAUUGGCUACAGCCUCUAUUGAUGACCUCUCUAUGGAAUUUGAACGCAUUCAGCGAGAGCGCCGCCAAAACGACGCCGAGUAUCGACAAUUUCUCGAUUUUCGCGACAAGCUGCCCAUUGCUGCCAUGCGAUCUGAGAUUCUUUGCGCUGUAAAUGAAAACCCAGUAAUAAUCAUUCGUGGCAACACAGGCUGCGGCAAGACCACCCAGAUAGCGCAGUACAUUCUCGACGAUUACAUCUCAUCUGGUCAGGGCGGCUAUGCUAACAUUUACGUGACUCAACCUCGCCGCAUUUCGGCAAUUUCUGUAGCGGAGCGCGUAGCCCGCGAGCGUUGCGAACAGUUAGGCGACACAGUGGGUUACUCUGUGCGAUUUGAAUCUGUUUUUCCACGGCCGUAUGGAGCUAUACUCUUUUGCACAGUGGGCGUUCUACUGCGUAAGUUGGAGGCAGGCCUCAGGGGAGUUUCGCACAUCAUAGUUGACGAGAUUCAUGAAAGAGAUGUGAACAGUGACUUUUUGCUGGUAAUUCUUCGCGACAUGGUGGACACCUACCCGGAUCUGCACAUUGUUCUUAUGUCGGCAACAAUUGACACUACGCUGUUUUCUAAGUAUUUUGGUGGCUGUCCAGUAUUGGAAGUGCCUGGCAGGGCUUUCUCCGUGCAGCAAUACUUCUUGGAGGACGUUCUACAGAUGACAGACUUUGUGCCAUCAAUAGAAUCGAGGCGCAAACGCAAGGAGGCAGAUGAUGACGAGCACCUACAACUAUCUGAGGACAAGGAAGAGGCUGAGACGAACUUUAACAAGGUGUGCGAGGACAAGUAUUCACAAAAGACUCGAAACGCAAUGGCCAUGCUCUCCGAAUCGGACGUUAACUUCGAGCUUCUGGAGGCAUUGUUACUGCACAUUAAGUCAAAGAACAUUCCCGGCGCCAUCCUGGUAUUCCUUCCAGGAUGGAAUUUAAUUUUUGCGCUGAUGAAGUUCUUACAAAGUACAAAUACUUUUGGUAAUUCAGCCCAGUACCGUAUUUUGCCGUGCCACUCCCAAAUUCCUCGGGACGAACAACGCAAGGUGUUCGAGCCUGUGCCAGGAGGUGUAACAAAGAUAAUUCUAUCCACAAACAUUGCCGAGACAUCUAUAACUAUCGACGACAUAGUCUUUGUUAUUGACAUUUGCAAGGCGCGUAUGAAGCUCUUUACUUCACAUAACAAUCUAACCAGCUACGCUACCGUAUGGGCCAGCAAAACUAAUCUGGAGCAACGGAAGGGUCGAGCUGGACGAGUUCGGCCGGGCUUCUGCUUUACUCUCUGUUCACGCGCCCGGUUCGAAGCACUCGAGGAUACCCUUACGCCAGAGAUGUUCCGCACGCCUCUGCACGAGAUAGCUCUCACCAUUAAAUUGCUUCGUUUGGGCGCUAUUCAUCAUUUCCUGUCUAAGGCACUAGAACCACCGCCAGUUGACGCCGUCAUAGAAGCUGAGGUCCUUUUGCGAGAGAUGCGCUGUCUAGACGUUAACGACGAACUUACCCCAUUGGGUCGUCUGCUGGCACGCCUGCCAAUCGAACCAAAACUGGGAAAGAUGAUGGUGCUCGGAGCAGUGUUCGGCUGUGCUGAUCUAGUGGCCAGCAUGGCAUCCUACUCAAGCACUUUUUCCGAGGUGUUCAGCCUGGAUAUGGGCCAACGUCGCCUCGCUAAUCAUCAGAAGGCGUUAAGCGGAAGCAAGUGUUCCGAUCACGUGGCUAUGAUCGUAGCCUCACAAAUGUGGCAGCGUGCCAAGCAACGCGGUGAGCACGAGGAGGCCCGGUUCUGCGAGAGAAAGGGUCUGCAAAUGAGUACUAUGAACGUCAUGUGGGAUGCGAAGCAACAAUUGCUCGAUCUACUUCAGCAGGCCGGAUUCCCAGAAGAGUGCAUGAUAUCGCACCAUGUGGAAGCAGAUGCUACUGGCGAUGACCCGGAGCUUGACGUGUCGCUGGCCCUGCUUUGUCUUGGCCUUUACCCCAACAUUUGUGUGCACAAGGAGAAGCGUAAGGUGCUAACUACUGAGUCCAAAGCAGCGCUGCUUCACAAGACCUCUGUGAACUGCAGCAACUUGGCCGUCACCUUUCCGUAUCCUUUCUUCGUUUUUGGCGAAAAGAUCCGCACUCGAGCAGUAUCCUGCAAGCAACUAUCUAUGGUCACGCCAUUGCAAGUAAUGUUGUUCGGAUCGCGCAAAAUUGAUUUGGCCGCCAACAAUAUCGUGCGCGUUGAUAAUUGGGUUAAUUUCGAAAUGGAACCGGAAAUUGCAGCAAAAGUUGGGGCCCUGAAGCCAGCACUAGAGGAUCUCAUCACGGUCGCGUGUGACCGGCCAGCCGACAUACUUCAGCUGGAGGAGCCUUAUGCCAAACUGGUCGCGGUGGUAAAGAACCUUUGUGUCAAGAGUGCCGGCGAUUUUAAGCUACAGCGCGACUCUGGAAUUCUUCCGUACCAGGCUCGCCAGUUCAACACCGGCGGUGGAGCGGCCAAGCGAGGUCGAUUCGGUGGCUACGGCGCUGGUAGACGUUUUGAUAACGAUUUUGGAGGUUAUGGAAACAGGGGAAACAGCUUUGGCGGGGGUGGAGCUCUGGGCUAUGGAUUUAGCGCCGGAGGUGGAUAUGGAAACAACCGAGGAGGGGACUUCGGAAACAGAGGUGGAUUGGGGAAUAUUGGUAGCGGGAGUUUUAGAAACAAUAGAGGAUCAGGUGGCUUUGAAAACUCUGGCGGAAAUUUCGUAGGUGGAAACCAAUCAGGCAGCUGGGGUCGCUUUUAAUGAAUAUUAACCGGUAUUCUGCUUUGACUUUGUCAGUUUAUACAUAAAAAACACGGAAAUCUCUUUAUUGACCAUAGACCAUACAUAUAUACUAUAGUACACUAUAACAAAAAUAAAGGACAAAUAUUAAAACAACUGUGAAAGUAAAUAUUGGUGCGGAAAAUAAUGACAAAAUUAAUGUGUAAUAAAUUCAAUUUUAUUGGAAAAUUGGGAUUGUUAACGCAGAAUUUAAGUAAGAUACAUAUGUGUAUCCACUUGUGACUUAUUCAGCCACUGAUGUCAUCUCUCGUUUAUUAAAAUUUACAAAAGAGUAUACUGUUCUAUACAAUUUUAAAAUAUUUAUUUUGAUACCGGACAUGGAUGACAUUGACCUUUUGUCAAAAAAACAUGUUUCUAGCUGAUGGUGAAGUUACUGCCCAUGUGAGACCUUAUAACCAUGUAUAUCAAACACGUUAUGCUGCUGCAGCGUAUCUACAAAAAAGAAAAACGUUUUUCGAGCUUGUUCCUGAGGUCUCUGAGUUCAUACGGACAGACGGACUUGGCUAUUGAUCAAAAAUAUAUUAUAUAUAAAUAUACUUUAUGGAGUCGGAAACAUUUAUUCUAUCUGUUACAUACUUUUCAAAGAAUACAAUAAACCCUUUUUCUCUAUGAA